Messenger RNA from Hyalella azteca, 1278 nucleotides. RefSeq lists its product as uncharacterized. Gene Ontology annotation, cellular component: perinuclear region of cytoplasm. Lineage: Eukaryota; Metazoa; Arthropoda; Malacostraca; Amphipoda; Hyalellidae. Gene Ontology annotation, biological process: oogenesis; negative regulation of translation. The record is from RefSeq and is a predicted model, not a curated record. Gene Ontology annotation, molecular function: zinc ion binding; mRNA binding.
GACAGGUCUCCUAGCAGAGGUGCUUGUGGCAGGAUGGCAGACGGGUCUCCUAGCAGAGGUGCUUGUGGGAGGACGGCAGGCAGGUCCCCGAGCAGAUCUACUGGCAAUAGAACUAUCAACAGACCUUCCAAGUUAUCCGAUGACCAGCAAACUGACCAGGCUGAUCGACCUCGCUCCAAAGAGGUCAACGGAAGGCACCGUAGACCUUGUAGUAGAUGCAACGGAAGGACCAGCAAGGCCAAGGCAAGGAAUUCUGACCACCAAUACUUGGAUGAUGGAGGCAGACAUGUGAACCAUCGAAAGGGAAGCAAGCGAAAUCGAAGAUCGCGCGAGCAUCGCCACGAAAGUAUUAACGGAUACGACAUUCGCACCUCUGGUAUGAGAGCAAGAUCAAGUAGAUCUCUGUCCUAUGACCAUAAUUUCAGUCGGGAUAGUCGUGAAGAAUACCUUGAACAACGUCCACGGUCGAGUCGACGAAAAAGUCGUGACGAAUACCCUGAACGACGUCCAAGGGAGCGUCGACGGAAAAGUCGUGAAGAAAACCUAGAACGACGUCCAAGGGAGAGUGGACGAAAAAGUCGUGUCCGUACCGCGUCCACAACAAACCAAUACCGAACCCGUCGCACUGCAGAACAAUCUCUAUCAUCGCAACAACCUCUAUCAUCGCAACAACCUCUACCAUCGCAACAACCUCUACCACCUACCACUCGUCACGGGCGCAACAUGCCUGAGGUGGUCCCCCCAACCAGCACCCAGAACCCCAGCAGAUGCAGCGGCGUGUGCAGGUACUGCGUCAGCACGUCCUACGACCCGCACCAUCCAUUCUCGGCAAAUGACAGGAUAGUGUGCCCAACUUUGCGGCGGUAUAUCUGUUUGCUGUGCCGGGAGAAGGGCAAACAUUCCUUCAAAUAUUGCCCCUACAACGUGGUCACCCAUGGCAACCCGCGGGCCGUCCACAUGCCCCCGGGGCCUGCGAGCCGAGAACACGUCGAGGAUGUGCUCAGGACAAUGAGCCGCGAAAUGCCGGACGUAUGCCGGUAUUGCUUGAAGCGCGAGUUGGACUACUGGCACAAGACAACGGAAAAUGGUAAAACCUUGUGUCCGGAGCUCCGAAAGCUGACAUGCCCAUAUUGUAAGGCAACAGCAGACUUCGCUCACACCAUCGCCUACUGUCCGCAGCGUAAUGGUCGGCAAACUAUAGUGGUAAUUCCUGAAGACGUCAUUUCUGCAACUGCACUAGGUACAGAAACUGACUCUAAUGAUGCCAACUCUGAACUA